Leptinotarsa decemlineata (Colorado potato beetle) is the source of this 662-nucleotide messenger RNA. RefSeq lists its product as uncharacterized. Gene Ontology annotation, cellular component: extracellular region. Gene Ontology annotation, biological process: defense response to bacterium. Lineage: Eukaryota; Metazoa; Arthropoda; Insecta; Coleoptera; Chrysomelidae. The record is from RefSeq and is a predicted model, not a curated record.
GGGAAGAACCAACUUUAAAAAUUACUUGUUUCUAGAACGGGGGAUAUAAAAGAGGCAGAAUCACAAUAUAAGUUACAGUUCAUCGAAAAACAGGUCUGAGAACUCCACAAAAUAUUCACUUCGUCAAUAAAGCAAAAUGAGAAGUUUUGUUUUUGUAACUUUAUGUCUGGCUGUUGUUGCUGCCAUACCCUUAGACGUUGUUGAAGACGUUGAUGGACAACAAUACUAUAUUGUUCCCAUCCAUCGAGAAAAAAGACAAACCCAGUGGGGCAUUUCAAAUUCAGGUUAUGGAGCUAGUCACACAGGGACACUAUACGAAAACGAUCGUCACCGAUUUGAUGGAACCGCAUCCGCCAGUAAAAAUUUUGGAUCACACGGACUCAGACCUGACCAAGUUGGUGGCCGAGUUGACUACAGCCACAUACCAUCCGGCUCGUCUGCCUUCAUAGGAGCAGAUAACACGCGUGGUUAUGGUACAGAUGUUGCCGCUGGUUUAAAGUAUAACAUUCAUCAAGGUAAAAAUCAUGGAGUAGAUCUGACCGGACAAUACGGCAGACAUUAUGGUGGACCAGGUGGAACCGGAAAGCCUGAAGCUGGUGUAUUUUUGAAUGCUCAUGCAGAUUUUUAAAAAGAUUGCCAAUACAUUUAAAAUUAUUGAUUUA